Messenger RNA from Amphimedon queenslandica, 2415 nucleotides. RefSeq names its product TNF receptor-associated factor 3-like. Gene Ontology annotation, cellular component: plasma membrane signaling receptor complex; cytoplasmic side of plasma membrane. Gene Ontology annotation, biological process: signal transduction; regulation of canonical NF-kappaB signal transduction; regulation of apoptotic process. Gene Ontology annotation, molecular function: tumor necrosis factor receptor binding; zinc ion binding. The record is from RefSeq and is a predicted model, not a curated record. The transcript is spliced from 4 exons. The coding region runs from base 445 to 1914 and encodes 489 amino acids. Lineage: Eukaryota; Metazoa; Porifera; Demospongiae; Haplosclerida; Niphatidae.
UUUUCCUUUAUAGACAGUUUAAGGUUUUCAUGAGUAUUUUUUGAAGAAAAACUGUUUUGGAUAAAAACUGUUUUGGAUAAAGUGCAUGGAGGUGGCAUAGAUGCUUGUGUGCGGUUGUUCACUGUUUACAUAAUGACAGUACAGAGUGGGGAUUUCCCCGGGAAUUUCCUAGGGAAUGUUCGCGACAUCACGAGACCUGACCCGUGCUGCAAGCCCAUUGGCUGUCUGACGAUGCCAAAUUGCCAAGCUGACUACUGAGCGUCAUUGUUAUUCAUCGUCUUUGUCAUCAUAAUUGCACUGCAGCAUCAGCACUGGGCUCAACUAUCAGUGGGCUGAGUGUGAGUAUAAAAGAAGCUUUGUUCCAGCUGUCGUAGUCCUUUCCUCCUUAUUCCUUAAUAUUGGAGGAAUAUAGACCGAGAUCUAUAUAUAGGCUGAAAAAAAGAAAUGGCUACUACAUGCAUAAAAAUAAAGGCAAACCACUUGGCGGAGAACAACAAGGAACAAUUAGAAAAAUAUGAGUGCCCCAAAUGCGAACACAUACUAACAGACGCAGUACAAACUAGCUGUGGGCACUGGUUGUGUCAUGAUUGUGCCGUUGAAAUUUUUAAGAAAAUGGAAGGAAUGCCUUAUUGUCCUAGAACGGAUUGUGGAGAAGAACUUACAGCAGAAGAAGGAAAACCAUUUUUUCCUGAUAGAUUUGUUAGGAAGGAGAUUGGUCGUUUUGUAGUCUCAUGUAUCAAUCGCAAGUUUGGUUGCAGCUGGGAAGGCAAGCUGGGUGAACUUGGUAACCAUCUUGGGAACUGUGAGCAUAACAAGACUGAAUGCAAGCAUUGUAAUCAAGCAUUCUCUCCAUUGGAAUACCAAUCACAUGUUAAUCAAUGUCCUAAGAUGACUGUCGCUUGCCCUCUUAAGGACCAUGGGUGCAAGGAGACAGAGGAGAUGUCAAGAGAAGAAUGUAUUGAGCAUGUUUCAUCAAAAGCAGGAAUCUAUUCUCACAUGUUGAUGAUUGCUGACAUCUUGUCUUCAAUAGUACCAACAAGUUCUAAUGAUACUCAGGAGGGAGAAAGGAGAAAUUGUGUUGAGAGUGAUGGAGGUUAUGAGUCCAUAUCUAAAGUUCGUUCUGCUUCACCAACAGUAGCAAGGAGAAACGUCAGCACUGAUGGACCAGAUCCUAGAGGAAAUGAGUUUGGAUUCUUGGAAGACAGUUUACAUGUAGCUGGAGCAGUAGGAGGAGGAGGAUAUGGAGAGAUUGGAGGAGGAAGAGUUGAUGAUAAACUGAUGAGUUUAGCAAUGACAAAGAUAACAGGAAUGCAAGCAGAAUUAACAAAGAAGGACAGCCAAAUACACACUCUACAGGAUAAGGUAGCCCAACUGGAGACAACACUCUCUACCAAGAUGUCUGAGAAUGAAGAUAGAGAUUUCCGACUUUCCCUGAUGGAAAACAGUAAUUUUGAUGGUUCUAUGGUCUGGAAGAUACCUCAGUUCUCUCAGCGUAUGGAUGAUGCUAGAACAGGAAAAUACACUUCAAUCUUUUCUCUUCCGUUCUAUUCCAGUCGCUAUGGUUACAAGAUGUGUCUUCGCCUCUACAUCCUGGGGGAUGGUAUUGGAAAGGGCACUCAUAUGUCUUUGUUCUUUGUUGUCAUGAAAGGAGAGUUUGAUAACAUACUCCAGUGGCCAUUUACACACAAGGUGACCUUCAAGCUAAUCAACCAGUGCGGUGCUCGUGACAUCAUGGACAUAUUCCAACCUGAUCCACUCAGCUCUUCAUUCCAGAAGCCAAAAUCAGACAUGAAUGUUGCCAGUGGAUGUCCUCGUUUUGUGUCCAUGAAUGAACUAAUGCAAGGUGGAUUCAUUGUUGAUGAUACAAUAUUCAUAAAGGUCAAAGUAGAUACUGCUACCAUGCGUCAUCCAUGACGGCAUUAGGAAAGAAGAACAGGUGCUUGAUUGCUUCAAACUACAUAAUCACUCCAACUAUACUACUAGCAAAUUUACUGUUAUAAUCACUUAAUAAUCAUUUAUCACUCUGCAUGUUGUAUUAUAAUGAAAUGAAGCCAAUCUACAGUGGAUUAAUAAGUCAUUUUGGUGCAUCAGUUACAUACAGUACUGUGCAUUGUGAUGAUGCACAUAGUUGCACUAUUGGACCUAUUGUAGACUUCAUUGGCUUUGUUUCAUUAUAGUACAACAUGCAGAAUUAUGAGUGACGAUUUUGUUAUCAUAAUAGUGAACUUGCUAUUAUUAUAUUGUAGUGAUGUCUACUAUCUGCACCUGCUUCGCUCUCUCCUCUGAAUUUAAAUAUAAUUUUUCAUAUUUGCUAUUUUCUUAGAAUUAUAUUUUCUAUGAUCGUAUUAUACUUGUAUAAUGUCUAGUCUAUUUUUGCUUUAGUUUUUUGAAUAACAAUUUAUUGAGGCCACUUAA